Molecule: messenger RNA, 1281 nt
Organism: Paramecium pentaurelia
Lineage: Eukaryota; Ciliophora; Oligohymenophorea; Peniculida; Parameciidae
Source: the annotation of a GenBank genome assembly
AUGUUGGAAAACUUGAAAUAACAAAAAAAUAUCCAAACCUCAAGUAAAUAGUCUCCUAAAAAAAUAAUAAAUGAUUUCGAAUAUCAUUUAGAAGAUUGUCUAGGGAAAGGAGAAUAUAGUUCUGUAUUUAAAGGACAGGAUAGAAGAUCUGGAUAAGAAGUAGCAAUUAAAGUAAAUAAGGUUAUGACUAAAUGUUUAGGUUAUAGAGAAUUCUAGAUUGAAUUCAAAUUUUUCAAAACAGAUGUUGAGUAAUGAAAUUGAAUCAUUAAAGAAACUCCAUUCACCUUACAUUUUAUAGUAUAUCAAUUAUAUAUACACUCCAAACAAUCAAUAUAUCAUAACUGAAUAUUGUAAUGAAGGAGAAUUGAGAUUUGUAAAGAAUCGAUCAGAUUAAUAAUUGUUAAGGAUUUUCCAUUAAUUACUGUAGGCAUUGAAGGAACUCAAAUCUAAGAGUAAUUAUGAUAUAAAAUAAAUAGAUAUAAUACAUAGAGACAUCAAACCUCCAAAUAUUAUGAUGCACAAAAGCAUACCUAAACUUGCUGAUUUUGGUUUUAGUGUUAAUAUUAAUUUUUUGGAGUUAUAAAAAUCAUCAUUUGGUACACCACUCUACAUGGCACCGGAAUCCUUACUAAAUGAUAUUUAUAGCUUUUAGUCUGAUGUAUGGUCUGUUGGAAUUACAAUGUAUGAACUCAUUUAUGGGAAUGUUCCCUUUUAUCAUGGCAAAGAAUCUGAAUUAAAGAAAAUAAUACAAAAUUAUGUCAAUAAUCCUAUCUUAAUAAUGCCAUAAUCAAUAUUUGUUUCAUUACUUAAAGGAAUGUUAGAUCCAAAUCCUAAUACUAGAUUCACUGUAGAAUAAUUAUUAUCUAUGAUUUCAACUGAAUAAAAUACAUAAAUUAGUACAUAAUAAGGAUUCAACUUUUUAAACAAUUUUGCAUAAAAAUUAUAACAUUUUGAAACUAAAGUUGAUGAUAUAUGUCUUCGAUGGGCAAUUUUGAAGAUUUUAUCAUCAUAAUUUUAAAUGAAUACAAUUACUCAAAAUUAAAUCAAUCAAUAGAUUAAUUAGAUCCAUAACUCUACUAAUUUCUAUAUGAUUAGAGAAUAAAAGAUGAUUGAUCUAAUCAAUUCAAAAUCAGAUACAUGUAUUUCAUUUAAAUUAUUUAUUUAGAAUUUGUUCAAUUUCUUCGUUAAAUUUUGUAAUAAAAAGUUCAUUGUUAACAAUAUAAACCUAUUUUAUAGGAUAUACUUCAAUGUGAUGCUAUAUUAUUUCACUUAUUUAAAUGA